AUGAUUAUCCCAGUUCGUUGUUUCUCUUGCGGUAAAGUGGUCGGUGACAAGUGGGAAACCUACUUGUCCUACUUGCAAGACGAGAACUUGACCGAAGGUGAUGCCCUUGACAAGUUGAAGUUGAAACGCUACUGUUGCAGAAGGAUGGUGUUGACCCACGUCGAUCUUAUUGAGAAGUUCUUGCGUUACAACCCGUUGGAGAAGAAGCAGAUUAACUAAGCGAGCUAGCCGCUGGAGCAAAGCGGCAGAGACGAGCUAGCGAUGCUGAUGGACCCGCAAAGACUGAGGAUUGGCGCGCAUACAUAUAUACGAUCUCGGUCUGUUUGUAC
This is a messenger RNA of Babjeviella inositovora NRRL Y-12698, 329 nucleotides long. RefSeq names its product DNA-directed RNA polymerase core subunit. Gene Ontology annotation, molecular function: DNA binding; DNA-directed RNA polymerase activity; zinc ion binding. The record is from RefSeq and is a predicted model, not a curated record. Lineage: Eukaryota; Fungi; Ascomycota; Pichiomycetes; Serinales. Gene Ontology annotation, biological process: transcription by RNA polymerase II; tRNA transcription by RNA polymerase III; transcription by RNA polymerase I. The coding region runs from base 1 to 219 and encodes 72 amino acids. The transcript has a single exon. Gene Ontology annotation, cellular component: RNA polymerase III complex; RNA polymerase II, core complex; RNA polymerase I complex.